AUGCUUGGUCGCGAUGCUGUUAGGGCCAUCGUGGGCUCGAGAGGCCAGAAUCAUAAGGAGAUGGAGUCGGCCACACAGAGCCGUAUAUACUUCCGAGGGAUGGGUAUGAAGGACGGUGGAGGCGCGGAAGAGAUGCCUGAUCUGAGGCACUUCGAUACCGAGGCGAGGAUACAUGUACUGGUCAAGUGUGAUCAGCCGCCCCAGGCUAGAGCUGUCCGAUCGAUGCUUAUUCGGAUCAUACGCGGCCUUGAGUCUGAGCGUCAGAGAGGCCAUGGGGCCUUGCCACCGCUGUGUGAUGCCUUCCAUUGGCUGGAAAGCUCCUCCAAGUACCAGAGUGGCAUGGGUAAGCGUGAGGAUAUGGAUCGAUACUCGGGAGGAGCUGAUGAUGGAGGAGCUAGAGCA
Perkinsus marinus ATCC 50983 is the source of this 402-nucleotide messenger RNA. RefSeq lists its product as hypothetical. Gene Ontology annotation, molecular function: RNA binding. The annotation marks the transcript as partial. The record is from RefSeq and is a predicted model, not a curated record. The transcript has 5 exons. Lineage: Eukaryota; Perkinsozoa; Perkinsida; Perkinsidae.